This is a messenger RNA of Closterium sp. NIES-67, 359 nucleotides long. The record is from the annotation of a GenBank genome assembly. Lineage: Eukaryota; Viridiplantae; Streptophyta; Zygnematophyceae; Desmidiales; Closteriaceae.
UUGUGUUGUUUGGUGGUGGCGGCGGCGGCGGCGGGGGGGGGGGGGGGGGGGGGGGUGGGGGGUGGUGGUGGUGUUGGUGGUGGUGGUGGUGGUGGUGGUGGUGGUGGUGGUGGUGGUGGUGGUGGUGGUGGUGGUGGUGGUGGUGGUGGUGGUGGUGGUGGUGGUGGUGGUGGUGGUGGUGGUGGUGGUGGUGGUGGUGGUGGUGGUGGUGGUGGUGGUGGUGGUGGUGGUGGUGGUGGUGGUGGUGGUGGUGGUGGUGGUGGUGGUGGUGGUGGUGGUGGUGGUGGUGGUGGUGGUGGUGGUGGUGGUGGUGGUGGUGGUGGUGGUGGUGGUGAUGGUGGUGGUGGUGGUGGUGGUGG